AGAGAGAGAGAGGGAGGGAGGGAAAGAUAGAGAGAGAGAGAAAAGGAGAGCGAGAAAGAGAGAGAGAGGGGGACAGGACUCGGCAGAGCCGCUGGAACGCAACACUUGUCCAGGAAGAAGUAUCUAGCUAGCUUGCCUCCUUCAGCACUACUCGAGGAGGGCUGCUGGAAGACUCGGAGACUGAACGGCGGUCAGCGGGGCGGUGAGCGCACGGAGCCCCGAGACAACAUGAGCAAGCCCGGACUCGCCGCUGCGCUCUCACCGCGACCUGGAGAGAAAUAAAGCCCCGGUCAGAGCCGUGCAGCCCUGCUGCUGUCUCAGUAUCAGUGUGUAUCAGUCCCGGCGGACACAGCAGCAGAGACAGAAACAGAGACAUGGAGCAGCAGAGGAAGAUCAGCUAGCGAUUCACACACCUCUCUAUCAACACACACACUCACACACCGCGCACACACACACGCAGCCUGAAGAAGAUCUGAGGAGCAACACGCAGGCGGUGGUGUUGACCGGCAGGAGAAGAUGGAUUUUAGCACCAUUAGGAACCUCAUCAGCAGAUACUGUGCAGGGGAGGAGAACUGGGUGGACAGCAGGACAGUGUAUAUUGGUCAUAAAGUGCCGCCACCGGGCACAGAGGCCUACAUCCCUCAGAGAUACCCUGACAACAGGAUCAUCUCCUCUAAGUACACCUUUUGGAACUUUAUACCGAAGAAUUUGUUUGAACAGUUUAGAAGAAUCGCAAAUUUCUAUUUCCUGAUUAUCUUUCUUGUACAGUUGAUUAUUGACACUCCCACCAGUCCCAUCACCAGCGGUCUGCCGCUCUUCUUUGUCAUCACAGUCACCGCCAUCAAACAGGGCUAUGAGGAUUGGCUGAGGCACAAGGCGGAUAACGCGGUGAACCAGUGUCCGGUUCACGUGGUGCAGCAUGGUAAAGUGGUGCGGAAGCAGAGCCGCAGGCUGCAGGUGGGCGACGUGGUUUUGGUGAAGGAGGACGAGACGUUCCCCUGUGACCUAAUCCUGCUGUCCACCAGCAGAGACGAUGGCACCUGUUUUGUCACCACUGCCAGCCUGGACGGAGAGUCCAGUCACAAGACCUAUUAUGCAGUUCAGGACACCAAGGCCUUUAACACAGAAGAGGAGGUGGACACACUACAGGCCACCAUAGAAUGUGAACAACCCCAACCAGACCUGUACAAAUUUGUGGGACGCAUCAAUAUUUAUUUGGACAGAGAUGAGCCUAUUGCAAGACCUCUGGGUUCUGAGAACCUGCUGCUGCGAGGGGCCACACUGAAGAACACAGAGUACAUAUACGCUGUGGCUAUCUACACAGGCAUGGAGACCAAAAUGGCCCUGAACUACCAGUCCAAAUCGCAAAAACGCUCGGCUGUGGAAAAGUCCAUGAAUGCAUACCUGAUUGUUUACCUCUGCAUUCUGAUCAGUAAAGCUCUGAUCAACACCGUCCUCAAGUACGUGUGGCAGGCCGACCCCAACAGAGACGAGCCCUGGUACAACCAAAAAACAGAGACGGAGAGGCAGCGACACAUAUUAAUACGAGCAUUCACAGACUUCCUGGCCUUCAUGGUCCUCUUCAACUACAUCAUUCCUGUUUCUAUGUACGUAACUGUGGAGAUGCAGAAGUUCCUGGGUUCCUACUUCAUCUCAUGGGACGAUGAGAUGUUUGAUGAAGAGCUGGGGGAGGGAGCUCUCGUCAACACGUCAGAUCUUAAUGAAGAGCUGGGACAGGUGGAGUAUGUGUUCACUGAUAAAACAGGAACACUAACAGAAAACAACAUGGAGUUCAUAGAGUGCUGUGUGGACGGCCAUGUCUAUGUACCCCAUGCCAUCUGCAACGGGCAGAUCAUGUCAGGAGCCUCCAGCAUAGACAUGAUUGACUCUUCACCCAGCGCUGAGAGCAAGGAGCACGAGGAGCUGUUUUUCCGGGCGCUGUGUUUGUGUCACACAGUGCAGGUGAAAGAGGAAGAGACGGUGGAUGGCAUCAAGAGAGGAAUUCACCAGGGUAAAGCCACGUCCUUCUACAUCUCCUCUUCUCCUGAUGAGGUGGCCCUGGUGGAGGGCAUGAAGAGACUGGGCUUCACCUACCUCCGACUAAAGGACAGCCACAUGGAGAUCCUAAACAGAGAGGAUGACAUUGAGAGGUUUGAGCUGUUGGAGGUGUUGAACUUUGACUCUGUGAGAAGGAGAAUGAGUGUCAUCGUCAGAUCCAACUCAGGGGAGUUGUACCUGUUCUGCAAAGGUGCUGACUCCUCGAUUUUCCCGCGGGUCAUCUCGGGGAAAGUGGACCAGGUUCGGGCGCGAGUGGAGCACAAUGCUGUGGAGGGUUUACGGACUCUCUGCGUGGCCUACAAGAAGCUAAGUCGGGAGGAGUACGAGCAAGUGUGUCAUCUCCUCAACAGCGCUAAGCUGGCCCUCCAGGACCGGGACAAGAAGCUGGCCGAAGCUUAUGAUGUCAUCGAGAGGGAUUUCAUCCUGCUCGGAGCUACGGCCGUCGAGGACAGGCUGCAGGACAAAGCGGCAGACACCAUCGAGUCUCUGCACAAGGCCGGGAUGAAGGUGUGGGUGCUGACCGGAGAUAAGAUGGAGACGGCAGCGGCCACCUGCUACGCCAGCAAGCUCUUCCGCCGCAACACGCAGAUCCUGGAGCUGACCACCAAGCGCACCGAGGAGCAGAGCCUGCACGACGUCCUGUUCGACCUGAGCAGAACCGUGCUCCGCCAGCACGGCAGCAUGACCCGAGACACCUUCUCAGGUCUCUCGGGUGAUUUUCAGGACUAUGGGCUGAUCAUUGAUGGAGCGACGCUGUCGGCAGUGAUGAAGCCGUCACAGGAGGGCAGCAGCAGUGGAGGAAACUAUAAGGAGAUCUUUCUGGAGAUCUGCAGAAACUGCAGCGCUGUGCUCUGCUGCCGAAUGGCUCCUCUCCAGAAGGCACAGAUUGUAAAGCUGAUCAAGGCCUCAAAAGAGCACCCAAUAACUCUGGCCAUCGGCGACGGGGCCAACGACGUCAGCAUGAUUCUGGAAGCUCACGUGGGCAUAGGCAUCAUGGGUAAAGAGGGCCGUCAGGCAGCCCGCAACAGCGACUAUGCAAUCCCAAAGUUCAAACACCUGAAGAAGAUGCUGCUGGUGCACGGACACUACUACUAUAUCAGAAUAUCCGAGCUGGUGCAAUACUUCUUCUACAAGAAUGUGUGCUUCAUCUUUCCUCAGUUCCUUUAUCAGUUCUUCUGUGGCUUCUCACAGCAGCCAUUGUACGACACCGCAUAUCUCACUCUGUACAAUAUCAGCUUCACCUCCCUGCCCAUCCUGCUCUAUAGCCUUAUUGAGCAGCACAUCAACAUGGACAUCUUGAAAAGGGACCCCUCUCUAUACAGAGACAUUGCGAAGAAUUCCCUCCUGCAGUGGCCCAUUUUCGUCUACUGGACAUUCCUGGGGGUCUUUGACGCCAUGGUCUUCUUCUUUGGAGCUUUCUUCCUGUUUGACAACACCACCUUCACCAGCAACGGACAGCUAAUGGCCACCAACACACAGAUGAUGUUUGGAAACUGGACGUUCGGAACGUUAGUGUUCACAGUGCUGGUAUUUACGGUCACGUUAAAGCUUGCCCUAGACACACACUAUUGGACGUGGAUCAACCAUUUCGUAAUAUGGGGCUCGCUACUUUUCUACGUGAUCUUCUCUCUCCUGUGGGGAGGCAUCAUUUGGCCAUUCCUGAACUACCAGAGGAUGUACUAUGUGUUCAUGCAGAUGCUGGCCAGUGGUCCUGCCUGGCUCAGUAUCAUACUGCUGGUCAUGGUCAGUCUGCUGCCGGACGUGGUAAAGAAGGUGAUAUGCAGAGCACUGUGGCCCACCACUACUGAGAGAAUACAGAACGCAGAUAAACUCUAUAAGGGUCACCUGUCGGAGUUCACUCCCCUCUCCUCUCUCCACGCUCCACCUGUUCUCGGACGGGGCGGCGGCAACGAGGGCCAGAACCACACCCACCGCAGAACAAACUGGUGUUGCCUUUGUGCAAACCUGUUUUUGAGGAACACCCCAUAAGGCUGUGUUGUAUUUCACUAUGUGUCACCUGUUCCUCUGGUUUCGUCCCUUCCCUCACUGUCUUGUCUUUCUUUCACACCAUCACAUGGCCAGGCAUCCAUCUCAGAGAACAAAUCGGAAACCUUUUAUCUAUGGCAGAAACAAAGAGAGGGAGUGAGAGAGAGAUAAAGAGAGAGAGGGAGAGAAAAGAGGGCAAUUGAGGUCAAGAGAGCAGGUGUUGGUUGCUAAGAAGACCAAUGUUCUGAUUAUUGUAUGAUUAUUAUUAUUGUUGUUAUUAUUACUGUUGUUUUUAUUAUUACUGUUUGUCUUAGCUGCUUACUGUGUGUAGGUGCCUUCUGGUGCUUUGGAGAAAAGUACCUGCAUUUAUGUACAACCACUUAAAAAAAGUUUAAAAUAGGAAAAAAUCAUGAUGCAUGUAUAUUUUUCUUCAGACAUGUUAAAACAUGAGGAAUGUCCAACGUGAAUGCUUAAAUUUUUUGUCAAUUGUGAUGUUCAGUUAUGGAAUCGGGAGGCUGUGGGUGUUUGGAAGGGUGUUUUUAUUUUUGUCUUUCUUAGUUAACGAGAGCUUAAUUGUGCAUCACACCGCAAUCACAAUCAAAAAAUGUAGAAUGUUCAUACAUACAUAUAUCUAUCUCACUCUUUCUCUAUACAUAUAUAUAUAUAAAAAUAUAUAAAUAUCGAUGUAUGUCCUUGACGAGGUUUACAAAUACCCAAUGUAUGAAUGAAUGAAUGACUGAGCAAAUGAUUGAAUGAAAGAUUUAACCUGGUAAUUGGGUGGCUUUGCUUCUGGUCCAAAGGUAUAUUGCUUUGCUCGACUGUGUCUGAAUGUAAUCACUGUCCGGCAAAUUUUUUAUAUAUAAAAAAAACAAAAAAAAAAACACACAUUUUCAUAGGUCAUCAUUGAGUCUGUUGAGUAUUUGCAUGUUCUGUGUUGCGGAGCAAGCUAAACACUGAGCUAGCUAAACGAACUACUGUGUUGGCAUCAUCAUGUCGCAUCGUAUUCACACUGUAAUCCACAUUUUCUAAAUCUGAAUUGAUUCUGUUCUGAUUUGUCAUGAAAUGCUAUGAAAUGCUAUGAGUGUGAAACAAAUGUGUCCUGAGUCAGUGUUACGAGGUAGGCCUGCUGUCUAAUUUUAAAAUGCUUUUUGCUUUCAAAUGACUUAACUGAGCUUGAAAUCUGAAACCAAACGAGGGCAUAUUUCCAUGUACUCUGAGACCAUGUUUACACCUGGUCACUUCAUGUGUAUUGGGUAUCAGGAUUGUAUCUGGAUAAGAUGAAACCACAUACAAAAAUGCAAGCGCGAGUGCAAACGCGAAAUGCAUUUAAAACCGAUAACCUACAAGUCUGAGGUGGUGGUCUGAGAACAAGUUUACAAUUGGUCUCUUCAUGUGUCUUAAUAAUCAGGAUUAUAUCUGGAUAAGGUCAAUCCACAUAGAGAUGCUUUUAAAACAAAUUAAAUACAAAUCUGAUUGUUAAAAUGAACCACGUUUGAGUGCACCUAAAAUGCAUUCAAAAAAAAGAUACAAAUCUGAGGAGGUGGCCUGAGACCAUGUUUUCACUUGGUCUUUUUAUGCAUCUUGAGUUUCAGAACUAUAUCAGGACUAUAAGUCCAAUCCACAUAAAAAUGCAAGUCUAAACACAUUAAAGAUGCAUUCAAAACAAAUUCGAUACAAAUCUGAUUGCUCAAAUUAACCACUUCAGAAGGUGGUCUGAGACCAUGUUUUCCCCUGGUCACUCUAUGCGUAUUAAGAAGCAGAAUUAUAUUCGGAUAAGACCAGGGCACACAAAAUGCAUUUAAAACACAGAUACAAAUCUGAGGUGGUCUGAGACCAUUUUUACACUCGCCUUGAGUGUCAGAAUUAUAUCUGGAUAAAGCCAAUCCACAUUAAAAUGAAAGUGUAAACUCACAGCAGAUCUGAGACACUUUAAGCCACGUUAUAGCGGUGUAAGGACAUGCUCAUAUCUAUCCAAGGCACACAAUAGACAAACCUAAACUCCCAAUACAGCUAAAACAUCAGUAUUAAUAUGCCGUCCCUGAUAAAAAAAAAAAACAAGUGUCUAAAUGCAUGUGGUUAAAAACUAAUCAUGAUACAAAUUCAGAUACACAAUUUACAUUAAAUCAUCAGGUGUAAAAGUGUUAAUACUCAUGUAACUCUAAGUAACUGCUGUCUAUUUUACUGUUUUCCUCAGCUUAGCCACUUUUAGCUAUUUUUAACCACUGUAAUGAUGUCUGGUUGCUGAAACCCUAAAACGACUGUGGCACUGAAAAGGGUGUAGAGACUGUUUGUUUUUGUUUUUUUGUUUUGUUUUCUUUAUUUAUUUUAAUCAAUGUUGCUGAGAAAUGUUUUUUUUUUUUUUGUUCAGGAUUUUGAAUGUAUAAAUGAGCAGUUUCCACCUGAUAUGCUAACCUGGCUAGCCGCAAACACAUUAGCUACAAUACACAAUGCUAAGUUGUUGUUGUUGAUACACAUUAGACUAUACCAUGCUAAUUUGUGUCAGUGAGCUUGCACUUGUUGUUAGUCACGUUAGCUAGCUAGCAUGCUAGCCAUAAACAAAUUACAAUACAUCAUGCUAAUUUGUGUCUGUGAGCUUGUACUCACCCAUAGUUGUUAGCCAUGUUAGCAUUGGUGUGGUCAAGCUGUAUCUUCAGAAAAUCCAAGCCACUUUUAAAUGCUUUAUGUGAGUGUGUAAAAUGUAAGUGUCGUCACUGGAAAAGUAACGAUUGAACAAUGGUGGUAAUGAUGUGAACUUAGCUAGCUUGAGGAAGAGGCUGUGAGAACAAACUUCUCCUUCAGAAAUAAUGUGGUCUGAAGAGCAAGAAACCUGUGUUGCUCGUUCUUCGAGCUUUUUUUUCUGACAAGCCACUGUACCACAUCAGUACUUCUGCUACUUCUACUUCUUCUUCUUCUUCUUCUUCUUCGUCUAACCCAGGAAUCAGUCCCUGGAUGCUGGGCUAACCUGAAUGUAGCCUAGCAUGUUCGAGCACUGGCUAGCUAGCUAACACUGGAUUGUAUCAUAGAACUGUCGGAUAUACAGCUCUGGAAAAAAUUAAGAGACCACUUCAGUUUUUGAAUCAGUUUCUCUGAUUUUACUAUUUAUAGGUAUACGUUUGAGUAAAAUUAACAUUGUUGUUUUAUUCUAUAAACUAUGGACAUUUCACUCAAAUUCCAAAUAAAAAUAUUGUCAUUUAAAGCAUUUAUUUGCAUUUAGAUGCAGAGCUUUCGGACCUCAAAUAAUGCAAAGAAAACUAGUUUAUAUUCAUAAAGUUUUAAGAGUUCAGAAAUCAAUAUUUGGUGAAAUAAUCCUGUUUUUUAAUCACAGUUUUUAUGCAUCUUGGCAUGUUCUCCUCUCCACCAGUCUUACACACUGAUUUUGGAUAACUUUAUGCCUUUACUCCUGGUGCAAAAAUUCAAGCAGUUCCGCUUGGUUAUAUCUUGAUUAUGUUCUAGAGGUUUUUAAUUUGGUAAAAUCAAAGAAACUCAUAAUAUUUAAGUGGUAUUUUAUUAUUUUUAUUUCCAGAGCUGUAUAGCGUGAACUAGCUCAUCUAGUAAAUAGCUAGGUAUUUUGUAUAUCUCACUGGGGGAAAAUGUCAUUUUGCUACUUUUUGUAUUAAAAAGUUGUAUUGAAAAGUACUACUUACUUGACUCCGUUUAGAAGAUUGUGUUUAGAAGAGUUUUAUACCAACCAAAAUUUGAGCUAUAGCAACUUCAACAUAAAAAAAAAAACACAAAAAAAUGAAAAUUAAAAAAAGGAAGAGGCUGGAAAACAUAGCUUUAACCUCUUACCUCUAAAGUCUCCAUUAGAAAUGUUGACGUGCACUGUUUCUACCAGGAUGUAUACGUGACUCACACGUUGCUCACACUGAACCUAGGAAGACACUUUUGACGUACAUUUUUUUGCUGCUGCUCUAAAAAAAAAAGUGUGACCAAAUACUGGACUAUUCUACAUGUCUACUGUGUUUUUCUUUAUUUAAGGCUUUACUGACUCUAGUGGGGCUAAAUAAAUCAAUGCCAGCCUACUCAGAUUAACCGAAUGUCGAUUUGCUUUGUUUUUUUUGUUUUUUUUCCAGUUCAUCAGCACAAUGUGUGAUGUUGCUUUUAACAGAAUAUAUACUGUAUAUUUAAAUGUACACUGUACAGCAUAUAUGUAGUAAUACGAAUCAAUGUACAGUUUGGGGGUCUUUUUGUAUACAGUUUUUAACAGAUUGGUAUCUGUAGAUACAUGUGGAUUUUUGCCAGCUUUUCUGUAGCUAUUAACAGCAAAAACAGAGUGUACAUUUGCUUGUAAUAAACAAAGAAAACAAAAAAGA
Astyanax mexicanus (Mexican tetra) is the source of this 8357-nucleotide messenger RNA. RefSeq names its product ATPase phospholipid transporting 11A (gene atp11a). Gene Ontology annotation, cellular component: recycling endosome; plasma membrane; endoplasmic reticulum. The transcript is spliced from 32 exons. The record is from RefSeq and is a predicted model, not a curated record. Gene Ontology annotation, biological process: phospholipid translocation. Gene Ontology annotation, molecular function: magnesium ion binding; ATP binding; ATPase-coupled intramembrane lipid carrier activity. Bases 517 to 4047 code for a protein of 1176 amino acids. NCBI's taxonomy places the organism in Eukaryota, Metazoa, Chordata, Actinopteri, Characiformes, Acestrorhamphidae.